UUCGAUUCUUAUCUGAUAAUAACAACGAAGAAAGAAAUAGCAGCGAUAAUGAAGAAUUAGCUUCGACAUCAACGUCUACCUCAAAAUUGAAAGAAGAAGUCGAAAAAGUUCAAUGUUUAUUUAAAGAAUACGAUACAGAGUAUUUAUGGUUAGGUUCAACAAAUAAUUUAAUAAAUUAUCUUAGAGAUAUCCAUUAUGUUACCAAGGAAUUUCUUACGAAUAAGUCAGUAAAGGUUCACCAACAAACUAUUCAACAAGUAAUUAUGAAACUCCAUCCUGUUCUUAUUCAAAAAAAGCUUACAAAUCAGUUGUACAAAAUUGUACUUGAAAUUGGAGAGUUGGAUGAUCAUUGCGCAGAUGAUAUUGUUGAAAAUGGCGCAAAUGUCAAAUCUGCAGUACAAAAAAUGGAUGUUACUAAUAUUAAGUGUGCUGGAUAUACAUUACAAUUAAGUGUAAAUUUAGGAUUAAAGGAAAUUGAUAGACUUAUUUCAAAAUAUAAAUCACUUAUCUCUAUUUUGGAGAUUAGAAGAGGAGUGGAAAUGAUGAGUUCUUUCCUUCCUUCAGAAGAUGAAUUUGAAUUAUUGAAUGAGCUUAUUGUAAUCCUUUCUCCUUUCGAUGAAGCAAUGCAAUUUUUAAGCAGAUCUGAAUAUCCAACACUUGGUUUUAUGACACCAAUGUUGGAAGAACUCACUCACCGGCUUAGGCAAUUUACUGGACAAAGUUAUAAAGCAAUUCUUGUGAAAGACACAAUCUUGAAUAACUUAGUUGAACAUUAG
Molecule: messenger RNA, 776 nt
Organism: Cetraspora pellucida
Lineage: Eukaryota; Fungi; Glomeromycota; Glomeromycetes; Diversisporales; Gigasporaceae
Source: the annotation of a GenBank genome assembly